Messenger RNA from Seriola dumerili (greater amberjack), 3868 nucleotides. Its product is annotated as kelch like family member 11. The transcript has 2 exons. Lineage: Eukaryota; Metazoa; Chordata; Actinopteri; Carangiformes; Carangidae. The record is from RefSeq and is a predicted model, not a curated record. The coding region runs from base 10 to 2142 and encodes 710 amino acids. Gene Ontology annotation, molecular function: protein binding.
ACUCCAUGUAUGUGUGGCUGCGUAUGUCGCCUCCUUUCCCUCACUAGUUUAUUUCAAUUCCCAUUACUGCUCUCCUCCAGCGCUGGCACCAGUAUGGCAGCGGCGGCCCCCAACCCGGAGGACUCCGCCAGGAGCAGUGGUAACAGCGGAACCAGCACACCCAGCGCCCUUGCCGGAGACGGGGACGCGGAAGAGGCCGAGGACUUCACCUCUUCCUCCCACUGCUCGGAGCUGUCUCGGCGGCAGAACGAGCAGAGGAAGCAGGGCUUGUUCUGCGACGUGACGCUGGCCUUCAGCAGCGGGGCGGCUGCCGGGAGCGUCCAGAUAUGUGAGUUUUCAGCCCACAGAUCAGUGCUUGCUGCGGCCACCGACUAUUUCACCCCCCUGCUUGGAGGACAGUUCUCCGAGUCCUUGUCCGGACGGGUAGAGAUGAAGGAAUGGAGCUCAGAGCUGGGGCCGGACCCGGAGACGGUGGAGAGUGUCAUCCAGUAUAUGUACACUGGUGAAAUCCGCGUCAGCACCUGCAAUGUACAUGAAGUACUGGAGCUAGCUGAUAGGUUCCUCCUGGUGCAACUGAAGGAUUUCUGUGGGGAGUUCCUGAAGAAGAAGCUGAGCUUGACCAACUGUGUGGCUGUGCACAGCCUAGCCCACAUGUACACCCUGGACCAGCUGGCUCUACGGGCUGCAGACAUGAUCCGUCGCAACUUCCAUAAGGUUAUCCAGGAUGAGGAGUUCUACACGUUGCCCUUUCACCUGGUCCGUGACUGGCUGUCUGAUGCAGAGAUCACAGUGGACUCUGAGGAGGUGCUAUUUGAGGCGGUGGUGAAGUGGGUGCAGAAGAACCCAGAGGAAAGAAGCCGCUACUUUGAGGAGCUGUUCCGUCUCCUGAGGUUGCCCCAAAUCAAGCCCACCUACCUGACCAGGGUGGUGAAAAAUGAGCAUCUGGUGGCUGCCAAUGAGGCCUGUCUCCGGUUGGUGUCAGAGGCAGUAGAGGGUCACGCUAUUCGUUUUGAAAACCUCAAGUCAGCUGACAUGGAGCUCUGGUCUUCACACAUGGCCUCCUUUCAGCCUCGUUUUGGCCAGAACAUGGACGUUAUCAUGGUAGUGGGCGGAGUGUCAGAGGGGGGGGACUACCUGAGUGAGUGUGUUGGCUACUUCAUUUACGAGGACCGUUGGGUCAACCUGCCGCACAUCCACAACCACCUGGAUGGCCACGCCAUCGCUGCCACAGAGUCCCAUGUCUACGUAGCCGGUUCUAUGGAGCCAGGCUUUGCAAAGACGGUGGAGCGUUACAAUCCCAAUCGCAACACCUGGGAGCAGGUGAGCAACUUGACCACACGCAAGCAUUCCUUUGGCCUCACCUGCAUUAAGGAUAUCCUGUACAGCAUCGGUGGCCACGGAAACUUCAGUCCAGGUUUCAAAGAUGUCAGUGUGUACGAGCCGGAGCAAGACAAGUGGCACAAUCUGGAAUCUGCCCCCAAAAUCCUGCGGGAUGUGAAGGCAGUGAGUGUGGAGGACCGCUAUGUGUACGUCACGGCACGUACACCUGUUGAUACAGAUAAUGAGGAUGGACUGAAGACUGUGACCACUCGUUACGACACAGAGAGCCGCCAGUGGCAAGAUGUUGACUCCCUGCCCCUUAUUGACAACUACUGCAUCUUCCAGAUGGCUGUGGCUUCUACUAACUUCUACCACACAGCCUCCUGCUGCCCCAAGAGCUACACAGUGCGGGAUGAGGUGGCCAGGCAGAAGAUUAGUGUGCGCAUCUCUGAUGAGAUCCUGGAGAGCCUGCCACCAGAGGUCACCAGCAUUGAGGGUGCCGCGAUCUGCCACUUCGAUGAGGAUGUCUUCAUCAUCGGAGGCUGGAAGAACAGCGAUGACGUGGACAAGCAGUAUCGUAAGGAGGCCUACCGCUACUGUGCUGAGAGGAAGCGCUGGAUGCUGCUGCCGCCCAUGCCUCAGCCUCGCUGCCGAGCCACAGCCUGCCAUGUCCGCAUCCCCUACCGUUUCCUGUACGGCUGCCAGCGCUACCCCAUGCCCCAGAACUUGGCCCGCCAGCGAGAUCGCAUGCAGCAGAUGCAGCAGCUUCACCGGCGCACCCUCACCCUGCGCCGGCAGCUCCAGUCACAGAUAGAGUGUUGAGCAGGCCGGUGUCUGCUCCUUCCAACAACUGCACAGUUCUAUCUGAGGAUCUACUGCAAACCACCAUUCCAUUGCAACCAUCAUCAUUGACCCCCAUUCGUACAUAACACGCCGCGGUGGGUCUUGUGUUGCUCUCAUCCCGCAUUUCAUUGAUCUCAACCCUGUGCCAUUGGCUCUCAUACUGUGUUGUGUUAAUGGCUGAUUUGUGGAAAGCCAUGAAAUAUGUGGGCAAGCGUGUGCUGACCUGCUGGUUGUCUGUGAGGGGGGAUAGGGCGGAUGUAUACAUGUGAAUAAGAGUGUUAUAUAACAGCCAACAACUGAAUAUCCUUUUGUCAAGUAUGUUGGUAUAGAUGCUGUUUAUCUGUUUGUACAUAAAUAGUAUAAAGCUGUAUAUGUAUACAUUUAUAUGGAUAUUUUACAUUCCGUUAUUGUAUGCCUGUACUUGGAAGGCUAUGUGACGUUACUACUAACUGCAUUUCUACAUUCAGUCCAACCUGCUUAAUGAAGUCUCAUUCCACUGUAACACUGUGACAAUCUCCUCAUGCCAGUAUAUGAUCGAUCUAAAAGUCUUAACUCUAACUUAUAUCAUAGUUGCUCUAUUACAAUGGCUCUGCUUGUUGCUGUGCAGCCUCAACAACUAAAUAUGAAUUGAUUCAGAAAGGCUGUUAAUCUUAAAAUCCUGUAGACUAGUUUGCUUUUUAGAUCGCAGUUUCUCCUCAACAGUUGUACAGAGUAUAUUUCUGUCUUUUUUGUUGCUCACAUAAAACUUGAAAACUAGAAAUGUUUUUCCAGGUUUAUGAAGAGGUGAAAGGACAAGAGGACUGUAAUAUCCAAAAUAUGUGAGAAGAUGUAAUGAAAGCAUUCCUUUGAGUUUCCUUAACACUGAAACAUUCUAUUUGGCCACUGCAUUCUAGCACCAAUCAUUAGCAAUGGCUUAAUCAUUCUUUUCUUUUGCACUUUGGCAGCCUGUUGCUCAGUGUAUUCCCAUUCAUUUUAGAAAGAUACAUAGAAAACGUGUAUAUGUGUGACUGCAGGGGUGUGUAUGAUUUUGUGUUUGCAGAGGGUUCAGUUGUCACUCUGCAAAGAAUGGCAAAAGCUUCUGUAGAACUGCACUUUUUCGACAUGUAAUUGUUUCUAAAGUCUUACAGAAGCAUAGGGAUUUAAGUUGCCACUGCACUUUGACUUUGCUUGUUUCAUUUGUUUCAUGUCAGACAAGGUGAUUGUAUUUUGGAGAUGGUUUGUUUUAGCCAGCUUACAGCCAGUAAGUUCAGAUCUUUUUUGAAAAAAAAACGAAAAAAACAUGUAAACAUCAUUUUCAGAUUUGUUUCCACACAUUAAAUGUCUUGUAAAACCUUGUGUUCCUGUACUUGAAUGCCAGCUGGGUGUAUAUUAGAGAUCUGCUAUGUUGUUCUGUGGUCUCCCUUCACCCUCCAAAGAGACUUAAAAAUGAGAAUCAGACUUAAAGGCAAAACAAAAGGGAUUGUUUUAUGAAUGUGUUGUGACUGACAUUCAGAAAUUCCCACUGUCCAGGCAGCGCCUAUUACAGCAUAAAGGUUACAGAGCGCAGAAAUGAUAUUCAUUUCCACUUUAUAACCAACAUUAAUAGCACUGCAGAUAUUAAGUGGUAUAAGCUAUGUAAUUUGCUUUGCAUGUGAUAGUCUGACAUUGUGUCCUUAAUAUUGGAUGUAAGAAAUGCUAAUGUCAUCACUUGCAAUUAAAAUUGUUU